Messenger RNA from Gossypium raimondii (Peruvian cotton), 889 nucleotides. RefSeq lists its product as uncharacterized. The record is from RefSeq and is a predicted model, not a curated record. NCBI's taxonomy places the organism in Eukaryota, Viridiplantae, Streptophyta, Magnoliopsida, Malvales, Malvaceae. The transcript has 3 exons. The coding region runs from base 369 to 653 and encodes 94 amino acids.
CCAAUAGAGAAGACAUUAGUUCCUUCCUCACCCAAUAAAAAACACCCUUUUAUUUCCUUGAUUAGUGCCUUUUCUUUUGAAUUUCGUUUCUUUAAUAUCUUCCCUUGCGUCGUGACACAAACAAGGGAAGACGAGGGAUUAUAAAGAGAAAACAUCAAGACGUACGCCCUUUAUUUGCUUCUUCCCUUUCAUCUAACCUUGGUUUUCUCUACUGUAAUUUAGAUAUUUGCAUUUGAAAUGAGGCUGUCGUAAAAAAGCAUUUUGAGUGAGGUCCGGGCUGCUGCAUUAAAGCAGGGGUUUACAUGGGUUAUUCCCUUGAGAAAUUAGGUCACAUCGGCUAAGGACUAUUAGUAUCUAAAUUCUAAGUUAUGGUUCUUGAUGGCAUUGUAUCUUCUCCCCAUCGGAGAUCAGGAUCAAUGAGGAAACAAUUCCCAAAAGAUGAGUUGGGGAGCUGGUCAACACUUGUUCAGAGGCAUAGAUUCCUCUUAACAGCUUUGGGACUCUUAGCAUUCUUAUGUACUAUCUACCUUUACUUUGCUGUUACUCUAGGAGCUACAGACACAUGUUCUGGCUUGGAAGGAACAGAGAGAGCAACGUGUAAACUGCAGCACGCAAGGUCGACUCUAUCCCACGGGAAACUCAAAUUAUUUUAGCAUGUUUUUAUGGAAAAAUCACUGGUUGCUUUUGACAUUCUAGUAAUCAUUUUUUUAGGCAAUUUGAGGGUUUUUAAACUUGAGAAAGAAAAAUAAACAAAAUUCAUUUAUAGUAGAUUAGCUUGUGUUGGUAUGCUUGUGGGUGUUUAUAUUAAGGGUUUAAUAUGUGCAGUAGAAAUUGUUCUGCAAACCUUAUUUAUAAUGAAUUAAUGUUAUGAAGAAGCUAAUUUUGUCUA